CGUGACGCCUGUCAUGGCGGCCUCCAUGGCCGCCGGUGGCGGGGCUGUGACUCGGCUGCUGCUGGGGGCGCCGGGGGGCUGCGGCUCCGCCCGGCGCGGGGCUUCCGCACGGCAGGGGUGUUCCAGGCGGAAGACGAGAGCUGCACAGCGGAGCUCGCGGGCGACAUAGUGAACGUGGUUUUCAUUGACCGUUCUGGGCGCCGGAUCCCCGUGCAGGGGCGCGUGGGGGAGGACGUGCUGCGUCUGGCCCAGAGGCACAACAUCGAACUGGAAGGCGCCUGCGAAGCCUCCCUGGCUUGCUCCACCUGCCACGUCUACGUGAGCCAGGAGUUGGUGGACAAGCUGCCUGUCCCUGACGAAAGGGAGGAAGACAUGCUGGACCUGGCCCCGCAGCUGCAGGAGAACUCCCGGCUCGGUUGUCAGAUCAUCCUCACCAAAGAGCUGGAGGGGGCGGAGUUCACCCUGCCCAAAAUCACCAGGAACUUCUACGUGGAUGGCCACGUUCCCAAGCCCCACUGAAGGCUGGAGGAGUCUCGGGGCUGCCCGUGGCUCUGGGGCUGGGCCUUAGAGAGCCCAAAGCAAGGGGGGCUGGUCGGAGAAAGCUCCCCCGGGGGGCCUGCUGGUGACAUGGAGAGGUGGGGGGAGGGGUUGUUAGUUUUAUAAGCCCAAGGUGAAGUGCCGAGCUUCCUACAGGCCUGGGGGCGGGUGGGGGGAAGAGGAGGAAGAUGGCAGCAGCAAAGAUGCUAGAAUAACCCCCCCGAAUCCAUCCCAGCUCUGCCACCCCCUCCCCAGCAGCGACGUGGGACAGAGGAGGAGAGGGGGCCGUACAACAGCCCGGCCUUUUCUGUUCAGGGAACGUGUAUUUAUUGGUGGUGGUGAACAAACCCCGCAGCCCAUCCCGGGGAGCAGAAGGAGGGCAGGUUGUGGGGAGGCCAGCAGAGGGCGCUCUGCAUUCACCCUGCCUGGAGGUCAGUUUCUCAUGGCGUGCUUUAAUAUACAUGAGGGGCCUUGGUGCGUUCUCUGUGCCAUUUAACGUGGGACAGCAGGGACCACAGCAGCAUAUUCUCUGGGCUGGUCACAGUCACUCACCCUGUAACCUCAGGAUCAGGGCCACUGCCCCUGCUGCAGCCACAUUUUAUUAUAUUAAAGCUCACGUUUGUACAA
Chrysemys picta bellii (western painted turtle) is the source of this 1164-nucleotide messenger RNA. It is a transcript of the gene FDX2, whose product is annotated as ferredoxin 2. Lineage: Eukaryota; Metazoa; Chordata; Testudines; Emydidae. Gene Ontology annotation, molecular function: 2 iron, 2 sulfur cluster binding. Gene Ontology annotation, cellular component: mitochondrion. The record is from RefSeq and is a predicted model, not a curated record. Gene Ontology annotation, biological process: positive regulation of oxidoreductase activity; P450-containing electron transport chain.